AUGUCCUUCUUCUUGUUAGCACAUGCAGCUAUCUUUAUGGAGGGUGUCAAAUUCACCCCUGCUUAUCUGCAAUCUGCUGGAUUAAAUGUUAGACAAGUGUAUACCAGAUCUCUUCUUGCUGCACUCUGUUUCCAUGCAUAUCAACAAGUUUCUUACAUGAUAUUGCAGAGGGUAUCACCUGUUACUCAUUCCGUCGGCAAUUGUGUGAAGCAUGUUGUGGUUAUUGUGAGCUCUGUGAUCAUCUUCAAAACACCUGUCUCUCCUGUGAAUGCUUUAGGUACUGCUGUUGGUCUUGCUGGUGUUUUCCUCUACUCAAGGAUGAAGCGAAUUAAGUCAAAGCCAAAGGCAGUUUAA
Molecule: messenger RNA, 354 nt
Organism: Lathyrus sativus (Indian pea)
Lineage: Eukaryota; Viridiplantae; Streptophyta; Magnoliopsida; Fabales; Fabaceae
Source: the annotation of a GenBank genome assembly